AUGUAUUCUUUGAUCGUUCUCUUCAUAUUUUAUACACAAUGUGUUGCUGUAAAUAUUCAACGAAUAGAAGUUCCUCCUUUAGUGGAAAUUGGUACGGAGUCAGUAAUUCUAGAUUGUCAAUAUAGUGUUGAUACCGUGACCCCACCCGGCCUCGUGAUGAAAUGGUUUUUUAAUGGAUCGUCAGGCUUAAUUUACCAGUGGAUACCUCCUCUAAGGCCUCAAGUCAUAGGACUGCUUAAGGGAAAAGUUGAUUUGGAUUUUAGAAUAUCAGAGGAGCCAUUACAAGCGUACCGGGCAAUCAAAAUACUGAAACCUACUACCGACCUUAGUGGGAAUUACACUUGCGUGGUAUCUACGUUCAUGCAGGAAGAUCGGCAGACGCGACCCAUGAUUGUGUAUAGUCCUGGUAAAAAUUUUCAUUUUAUGCAAGAAAAAAAAUACGUAUUCUUAGUAACGUUGAUAUGUGUGGCUGAAGACGUGUAUCCUAAACCAGAAAUAAUUAUAUCAGCGCAAGGGAAACCUCUAACCCAAGCCGUAUCUGAAAUGAAAAUGGACUCAUGGGGACUAUACUCAGUAACAACUAAGGCAGUAGUCCAUGAUGACGACGUCAGAGAACCCUAUGAAGAAUAUGUGUGUACUUUAAACUUAUUCCCAGCUAAUUAUACCGUGAACAAAACAACAGUGUACUAUCCAGGGUUGAUGCCAACUGCAUACAUUGCAGCUUACGAAGUCCAGAAGCCGCAAGAACGCCACGCUAAUGGUAACAUCACGAUAUCAAGAAUUACUCGUCUACAAAUCAUGCUGGUGAUCGUGUCAACGAAUUGGUUAAGCAACAUUUUAAGU
Brenthis ino (lesser marbled fritillary) is the source of this 843-nucleotide messenger RNA. NCBI's taxonomy places the organism in Eukaryota, Metazoa, Arthropoda, Insecta, Lepidoptera, Nymphalidae. The record is from the annotation of a GenBank genome assembly.